UGGAGUGCUAACUCUGCCUACCAGCCUAGCCGAUCGGAAGCCAGGUCUUCAGUGAGAUACUCUGAAAUGGCUGAACUUGCCCAGCUAAUUGACAGCGAGGUGUUCCUGGCUUAUGCUACCUACACAACCAUUGUCCUUUUAAAAAUGAUGCUAAUGAGUGUAAUAACAGCAUACUUCAGAAUUACAAGAAAGGUCUUUAGUAACUCAGAAGAUACAGCAACGUUUGGCAAAGGUGAGAAUGCGAAGAAGUUCCUGUGGACUGACCCAGCCUUUGAAUGUGUGUGCAGAGGCCACCUGAACGACCUUGAAAUCAUUGUCCCGUUUAUUAGCAGUGGUCUGCUCUAUGCCCUGAGUGGCCCUGCUCUGUCCACAGCCUUGCUGCACUUCAGGAUCUUCAUUGGGGCUAGAAUCUUUCACACUAUCGCGUAUUUGACACCUCUCCCCCAGCCCAGCAGAGGCUUGUCUUGGGCAGCUGGGUAUGCAGUUACCAUCUCAAUGGCAUACAGGCUGCUGACAACUGGAUUGUACCCGUAACUAGAACACAGCCUCAUCACCCCCUCAACAUUUCACAUGAAGUUUCCAACAGUGCAUUACAUUAAACAUGGCUGUCUUAAAUGAACUGUCUAAUUUUUGUAACAAUUUUUACAUGGUGGCUAGGGCUGCAUUUUUAACAAAGAGGCUCUUCGUUCCUGUUUGAAAUGUUUCUCUUCAAAGAAAAAAAAUCCCUCCCCAUGUCCUCUCUAUUCAGUCUGCUUUGCCAAAAAACAUUAGUUUGAAUGUUCGCUCUGUGAUUUGUUGAAGGCUUACGAUUCUGAACAUAUGACAGUGCUGUAUCAAUAACAUGUGUGAUGAUUUUCUAGGGAUGCACUCUUUUGGGCUGUAUCUCCGAAGCCUAAAUCAA
Molecule: messenger RNA, 901 nt
Organism: Chelonia mydas (Green sea turtle)
Lineage: Eukaryota; Metazoa; Chordata; Testudines; Cheloniidae
Product: microsomal glutathione S-transferase 1
Exons: 1
Coding region: 67-534 (155 amino acids)
Cellular component (GO): mitochondrion; membrane
Molecular function (GO): glutathione transferase activity
Source: RefSeq, a predicted model, not a curated record